AUGAAAGCUGCUAAUUUGGCAUGUGAGGAUAUUAUGACAACAAAUACUGGAAAUGUAAUAUAUUUGCAAGCUAACUAUGCAACGAAACAUGCGCCAGGGACAGCAGCGCUUAUGUCAUGCAAAUUUGGUUAUGUUAGCUCAUUUCCUUUCCUGGUUUUUUGCCAAUCAAAUGGUAAAUGGAAUGAUAAGCUUGGUGAAUGCACAUUAACUUCUAAGGCUUGUAAACCUCAAAAUACUGCUUACAAUGUUGUUUACAUGCCUCCAGAAACCUCUGACAGAUAUCCAUCCGGUACAUUUGCAAUAUUGCAUUGUUCGGUUGGCCAAGUACCAAUUGGGCCGCUAUCUGCUGUAUGCUUGAAUGGAAAUUGGACUGCCGAACUGGGUUACUGCCAAGAAUUGUUCGUGGGUGGCAUUUCUAGUGCUGUGGAUCGAAGAAGUUAUGUCAUAAUUACUCAGCCGAAUGGUUAUAUUCAAUCAGAUAGUAGCACACAGUCAGCGAUGACAUCUGAUGCUAUCACUGUCAAUGCAGAAGCAAAACAGUCGAUUAUGACAAAUGCAACAAUAACAGAAGCGCAAAAUGAAACAUUAACUGAAGCAAUUUCAGAUGUUUUUUAUGACAAAUACAAUACUAUUUCAGAACCAAAUUUAGAAGAAACAAAUACGACUGCAAUUUUAUCGCAACAGUUUAUAGACAAUAACGAAUUGAUCGAUGAACCAGAUAAAAUGACAAUAGUUUCAGUUCUAGCAGAUGACUAA
Brugia malayi is the source of this 756-nucleotide messenger RNA. RefSeq names its product T-cell receptor beta chain ANA 11, putative. The transcript has 5 exons. The record is from RefSeq and is a predicted model, not a curated record. The coding region runs from base 1 to 756 and encodes 251 amino acids. Lineage: Eukaryota; Metazoa; Nematoda; Chromadorea; Rhabditida; Onchocercidae.